Sorghum bicolor (sorghum) is the source of this 888-nucleotide messenger RNA. Its product is annotated as PLASMODESMATA CALLOSE-BINDING PROTEIN 5. The record is from RefSeq and is a predicted model, not a curated record. The transcript has 3 exons. The coding region runs from base 108 to 632 and encodes 174 amino acids. NCBI's taxonomy places the organism in Eukaryota, Viridiplantae, Streptophyta, Magnoliopsida, Poales, Poaceae.
CCUGAUGCACCACGCCUCCCGGCUCCCAAGCUGGCUGUCCCCUCCCGCAACGGUAGCAUUCGAAUCCUCCUCCGGUUCGUCCCCAAAUCGCCACCCAGGCGCACCCAAUGCUGGCAGCCUCCCUUCUCGCCCUCCGCCUCCUCCUCCUCGUCGGCACCGCCGCGGCGGGGGCGGUAGGGAUGAGUGGUGGGGGCCAGCUGUGGUGCGUUGCCAAGAACAACGCGGAGGACGGCGCGCUGCAGAGCGCCAUCGAUUGGGCGUGCAGUGUUGACGGCGGCCGCGCCGACUGCGCGGCAAUCCAGCAGGGUGGCGCCUGUUUCGAUCCGCCCGACCUCCAGCAGCACGCCUCCUACGCCUUCAACGACUACUUCCUCCGCUCCGGCGGCGCCGCGAGCCCCGCCGCCUGCGACUUCUCCGGCGCCGCCGCACUCACCGCGCUCAACCCCAGUCAUGGGAGCUGCGUGUUUCCUUCCAGUGCAUCUCCAAAAAAUGGUAGCUUCACAGGAACGACAACCUAUGGUCCAACUGGUGCAGAUUUCAGCAACAGUUUCUCAUGGAAACUCAACUUCUGGUCAUUGCUCUUGCAUAUAUCUUCAUCUGUAAUGUUUUGUGCUGCCACACAUGUGUUAUAGAUUUUCUUAAACUGUGUUCUGUCUGCGAGUAUGAUAAACUAUCAGGCUGCCAGAACGUGGUUUAUUCUCUAGUUUCCCCUUGAGUUUGCUGCAUUGUUUGGGGAGGCUGUGGAGACAGAAAAUAUUCCAAUCUCUGCUGCUCCCUCUUUUACCCCCUGUUAUUUUAAAUGAGCAUGUAAAGAAGAGUUUUGUUUGGUCAUGUGCUUUCAUCCUUCUGCUAACUGUAAAUCUUAUCAUAGUAUGGUUAGUAAGUCCA